AGAAGCCAAUCAGCGUCCCCGCGGUUCCCGGUUAUAACGUCUCCACCGACCCGCCGCCCUCAGUUUCUGCCCAGACCGCGAGGAUGCUGGGCAUGGCGCCGCGAACCCUCCUCCUGCUGCUCUCGGGGGCCCUGGCCCUGACCGAGACCUGGGCGCGCUCCCACUCCCUGAGGUAUUUCUACACCGGGGUGUCCCGGCCCGGCCAAGGGGAGCCCCGCUUCAUCACCGUCGGCUACGUGGACGACACGCAGUUCGUGCGGUUCGACAGCGACGCCCCGAAUCCGAGGAUGGAGCCGCGGGCGCCGUGGGUGGAGCAGUUGGGGCCGGAGUACUGGGAUCGGGAGACGCGGACCUGCAAGAACAACGCACAGGUUUUCCGAGUGGACCUGAACACCCUGCGCGGCUACUACAACCAGAGCGAGGCCGGGUCUCACACCAUCCAGACGAUGUACGGCUGCGACGUGGGGCCGGACGGUCGCCUCCUCCGCGGGUACCUACAGGACGCCUACGACGGCGCCGAUUACAUCGCGCUGAACGAGGGCCUUAGCUCCUGGACCGCGGCCAACGCGGCGGCUCAGAUCACCAAGCGCAAGUGGGAGGCGGCGGGUGAGGCAGAGCAAGUCAGGAACUACCUGGAGGGCACCUGCGUGGAGGGGCUCCUCAGAUACCUGGAGACCGGCAAGGACACGCUGCAGCGCGCAGACCCUCCAAAGACACACGUGACCCAUCACCCCAUCUCUGACCGUGAGGUCACCCUGAGGUGCUGGGCCCUGGGCUUCUACCCUGAGGAGAUCUCACUGACCUGGCAGCGUGAUGGAGAGGAUCAGACCCAGGACAUGGAGCUUGUGGAGACCAGGCCUUCAGGGGACAGAACCUUCCAGAAGUGGGCGGCCCUGGUGGUGCCUUCUGGAGAGGAGCAGAGAUACAUGUGCCGUGUGCAGCACGAGGGGCUUCAGGAGCCCCUCACCCUGAGAUGGGAACCUCCUCAGCCCACCGUCCCCAUCAUGGGCCUCAUUGUUGGCCUGGCUCUCUUGGUGGUCACUGGAGCCGUGGUGGCUGGAGCUGUGAUCUGGAGGAAGAAGCACUCAGGUAAAAAAGGAGGGAGCUACGCUCAGGCUGCAAGCAGUGACAGUGCCCAGGGCUCUUAUGUGUCUCUCACGGAUCCUAAAGUGUGAGACAGCAGCCUCGUGGGGACUGAGUGAUGCACGGUCCCACUUUGUGGCUUCGGAGCCCUUGACUCUUCUUUCUGCAGCUGCAUCUGAAUGUGUCUGUGAUCCUCAUAGCAUAAUGUGAGGAGGUGGGGAGACUGGCCCACCCCUGCCCACCACGACCCCUCCCCACCCUGACCUGUGUUCUCUUCCCUGAUCCACUUGCUUGUUCCAGCAGAGGCAGGCCUAGGCCACCUCCAUCCUUGUCUUAACUUCGUGUUGCACUGAGUAAUAAUGUCUGACUUGCGUGUUGGAAAUAAAAUCUAUAUAUGAA
Molecule: messenger RNA, 1482 nt
Organism: Physeter macrocephalus (sperm whale)
Lineage: Eukaryota; Metazoa; Chordata; Mammalia; Artiodactyla; Physeteridae
Product: BOLA class I histocompatibility antigen, alpha chain BL3-7-like
Exons: 8
Coding region: 84-1175 (363 amino acids)
Biological process (GO): antigen processing and presentation of endogenous peptide antigen via MHC class I via ER pathway, TAP-independent; antigen processing and presentation of endogenous peptide antigen via MHC class Ib; positive regulation of T cell mediated cytotoxicity
Cellular component (GO): external side of plasma membrane
Molecular function (GO): signaling receptor binding; peptide antigen binding
Source: RefSeq, a predicted model, not a curated record